UACACCGGCAAGGUCUGCAUAAUUGGAGCCGGCGUUACUGGCCUCUUCAUUGGAAUGCUGCUAAAAUACGUCGGAAUUACUGACAUCGACAUCCUCGAAGGCAACAAUCGGGUUGGCGGCCGCCUAUACACUCACCAUUUCACGGGUGAUACCAGACACAACUACUACGAUGUGGGAGCCAUGAGAGUUCCAGAAAUCCCAUGGAUGCAGCCAACCCUUCGACUCAUGCAUUAUCUAGGCCUUGAUGUGCAACCCUACAUAUACAAGAACCCCGAAACGAUCCCACCCCCACCCGUGUCUUAUUGGUACCGACACGAGCCGGUAGAGGAUGAUGAAUUCGAUGAUUUCAUGGAACCCAUCGUUAGCGAUUUUGCGAACAACUUCCAACUUGCCUUCACGAAGUGGUUGACCACGGACAAGGACAACUUCUCCACGAGAGCCUUCCUCAUGGCAGGACCGAAGGAUCAGGGUGCUCCGUCUCCUCCAUGGUCAUACGAUCAAACCGCCCACGCUGAGCUCUAUGACACGUCGACAGGUUUAUUUGAUCAAUCUUUCACAGAGACUGUUAUCGACUAUACCGAUUUUCAGAAUGCCUCCAAGGACCAAUGGUGGCGGGUCGAAGGCGGCUGCCAACUUAUGGCAGAUGCCAUGCAGUCCAAAUUGGCCGAUGUAUCCUGGCCGCGCGUGGAUUCCAAGCCAAUUACCGUGACAACCAAUUCUCGUGUGGUAGCCUUGUCGAACGACAAUGUGGCGAAGAAGAUCAGCGUUACUGUCGCUGACAAAGCUCCUGCAAAGUACGAUUUUGUUUUCAACACCACCGCUAUGGCGCCUCUUCAGCAAAUGGACCUCCAGGGCCUACAGCUCCCUGACAAUAUCCUAACGGGUAUUCGCUCACUAAGCUAUGACCGCGCGACAAAAGUUGCUAUCAAGUUCUCGGAAGCUUGGUGGAAUCCCUCUGAUGUGGAUCAGUAUGGCGGUUACUCCAGUAGCGAUCUGCCAAUCAGGACUACGGUCUAUCCCUCCUGGAACGAUGGUCAUGACUAUCCCACUGUGAUGAUAGUCUCGUACACAUGGGCUCAGGACGCUACUCGUAUGGCCUCCUUGGUGCAGGACUACGAUCCUCUUCGCAAGCCGUCUGUGGAGGAUCCCAUUGUGCAACUCUGCCUCGAGAACCUGGUCAAGUUGUGGUCUGAUCGCUCUCCUCGGCCGAGCUUCGAGACUCUCGUUGGCUUGUAUGAGUCCCACCACGCUUGGGGGUGGGAGAAUGACCCUUGGACCGGUGGUGCAUAUGCACUGUUCGGCCCCGGUCAGUUCAAGAAUGUCUACCCACAGUUCCAGCUGUUAUACUGCCAGAAUAAGUUCGCCAUGUGCGGCGAGGCAUUGAGCUCGCACCACGCGUGGAUCUCGGGUUCGCUUGAUAGUGCAUACAUCAAGACGGUUGAGUUUCUGCUCGCAAACAAGUUGACAGAUGAGAUAGAAAUAUUGAGAAAGGCCAUUUUCGGUGGCGGACCGGGAGGCAUUCCUGAGGAAAUGGAUGACGAGUUGGUGAAGUGGACUAUACUUCUUGGUGAGGGUGGCGGGCCUGAAGGCUGGGGUGAUGAAUUGAAAUUGAAGGCUUGA
Mollisia scopiformis is the source of this 1620-nucleotide messenger RNA. Its product is annotated as FAD/NAD(P)-binding domain-containing protein. Gene Ontology annotation, molecular function: oxidoreductase activity. The annotation marks the transcript as partial. NCBI's taxonomy places the organism in Eukaryota, Fungi, Ascomycota, Leotiomycetes, Helotiales, Mollisiaceae. The record is from RefSeq and is a predicted model, not a curated record. The transcript is spliced from 5 exons.